AUGGGCGGUCAUCGGGGUAUUGCUAAAACAUUUAAUAAAAUAAGCAAGUAUUUUAACUGGCCUGGAUUAAAGAAAGAUGUCAUCCAGUAUUGUAAUGAAUGUCCAGUAUGUGUAAAAACUGGCAAACUAAACCAGAGAAUACCAAAAGCCCCUUUACAGCCAAUUGUGGUGGCUGAGGAACCCUUUCCCCAUAUAAUAGUUGAUGUAGUAGGCCCAUUGUCUAGCACCAGGAGUGGGUUUCAGCAGUUUUGUGGGGAGUUUGGCAUGCUCCAUACGACAUCCACUACUUACCAUCCUGAGAGCCAAGGUGCUUUGGAAAGAAUACAGCAAACCCUUAAACAAAUGCUGAGAACCAGUUGCAUGGAAACUUGCAGAGUCAGGGAUGAUGGUCUUCCACUGAUGCUCAUGGCAUUUAGGGAUACUUAUCAGGAGUCCCUGGGGUGUUCACCCAACUCAUUAGUCUUUGGCCAUGAGGUGAGAGAUCCACUAACCAUCUUAAGAGAUAACAAUGGGGAGUGGUUGGCUAAUGUCCAGAAGUUGGUGGAACAUUUAUCAUCAGAGCAGAAGCACGACUUGAGGCAGUUGUUGACUUCUCAUGCAGACAUCUUUGGCGAUAUUCCCACCCAAGCUACAAUUAUUCACCAUGACAUCGAGAUGACAGACAACCAAUCAGUCAAGUCACACCCAUAUAGAGUCACUCCUGCAAUGUUGAAUUUCAUACGUAAAGAAGUUGACUACAUGCUUCAACAUGGAUUG
Molecule: messenger RNA, 756 nt
Organism: Procambarus clarkii (red swamp crayfish)
Lineage: Eukaryota; Metazoa; Arthropoda; Malacostraca; Decapoda; Cambaridae
Source: RefSeq, a predicted model, not a curated record